AUGACGUUGCCUGUUAAUACUAAACUUACCACAGAUGCUUCUAUGUCGCCAGACUUCCCAGAAGAAGCUCAAGUGAUAGAAGAUAUAACUCAUCUGAUACCUGCAGAAGUGAAAUGGAGAAAGCCUCUGAUGAUUACGCAAUCCUCAAAAACUAUCACCCCUUCUUAUUCUUCUUUAACUACUCUUAACGAUCUAGACGGGUUUUCAAUCCAAGACUUGAAGAAUAUUUUAGUUUGUUCCCAAGAGGAUUUGCAUGAUGUCUUGCAGCAAUUUUCGAUGACUUUACAAGAUUUCAAUGACACGAAGCUGCAGUUACAAAUGGAACUUGAUAACUUUAAAGUUCAAUGGAAUCAUGAAAUCGAAUUGAAGAAAUCUAUGAAAUCCACAAUCAACUCUUUAGAAUCAUCAAAAGUAUUGUAUGAUUUGAAAAGGGAAAAAUUGGAAAGGUCAAUCAAACAAUUGGAAACUAAGAUAGCAAAAAUGAACUCUGACAUGGAAGCUUGGGCCAAUACUGAUGAUAUUGAUAAGAAAAAAUCGACAUUAGACAUUAAAUAUGAAAAGAUGUUAACAGAGUUAAACAAUGAGAUCUCGGCCACGUCCAGGCAAAUAAAAACAUUACAAAAUGUGAUUAUAGAACAAGAGGACGAAAAUAAAAAACUCAAACAGUUAAAAAAGCAUAUGGAUAAUGAACCAAACGGUUCAGGAACGACCCAGGUUCAAUCAGCAGAUGGUACAACGAUCAAUUGGACUCAAGUGAUGAAAAGAAUUAAUGAUUCUACUUUAUCCAAGUCAGGGUUAUUGUCUUCAAGCGGUGAUGAUCUAUUGAAUACGUUACCGUCGCAAUCUCAACUAGUGCAAACUAUCAGAUCGGAGAUUGACAUGGACUCUAAAUUGGAUAAUCAAUGGAAAGCCUCUAAACAUUUGUUUAACAAAAGAAUUGACCAAUUGGAGAAAGUAUGGAAAGAUAUGCAGGCGGAAAAUACACAACUUAAGAAUGAACUUACAUUACAGACAUACUCGAUGUCUCAACAACCUUCACAACACGGUAUUAAUGGCGAUCUUGCUGGUCAGAAUCAACCCCAAGCGCAUCAAUUACGCCUGCAUGAUCCUUCCUCCUAUACAAAUUAUAAUACAUCUGGAUCUUUGCUGGCGCAGACCGUCGCUUCUGCUCCAUUUAGCUCUUGGCUGCAACAAGGACAGCAGCAGCAGCAGCAUAUUGACCAUAAUCAGAUUCCUCACUCACAUGAUCACGCCCAUAGUCCUCCUUUGUCAAGUCAUGAAACUUUUUACCACAAUACUGAGUAUGAGGAUUCCUCGCAUCUGAUCUCAGCUCUUGAAAACAUGGUUUCUGAUGUUGGUGACAAACCAAGAACAACGCUGUCCUUCACAAAUGACCAAUUGGAUGACUACUGGAACAGUUCGAGUCAAAUAUCUCGUCCUUUCAGUCCAUCAAGCCAGCAGCACCAUUUGCAGCAGCAAGCACCUCAACAUAUGGCGUCUAUCGGGUCAUCCCAAUCAUCUCUGUCGCCUGCCCCACAAUUCAAACAAUCCGAUAGAAACAUUUUGGGGGUUCUUAACGAUCCUCAAAAUGAUGACGUUAUCUCUUUCCAGUCAGCACUGAACAAUGGUCCAGCAUCAUCACCGAUGGUAAUUCCUUCUAAAAGCAUGCAUUCUGUGCCUGAUACGGCAUUUUCGCCAUCCUUCCACAGCAUCUGGAAUGACAGCACUGUUGCUUCACCACAUUCUUCCAACCAUGUGAGAACUGAUAGUCAGCAGAAAUCGUGGGUGUUUAACCAGCCUGUCGAAAUACCUAGCGAACCUGCAACAGAGAGACCAAAGGAAAGUUCAACUCGUCGAAUGUCUAAACUGUUUGCCAGAGGGACACAGUUGUUUAAAUUACCAAGUCAUGACUCACAGGCUAGUUAA
Molecule: messenger RNA, 1926 nt
Organism: Kluyveromyces lactis
Lineage: Eukaryota; Fungi; Ascomycota; Saccharomycetes; Saccharomycetales; Saccharomycetaceae
Gene: GTA1
Product: Gta1p
Exons: 1
Coding region: 1-1926 (641 amino acids)
Source: RefSeq, a predicted model, not a curated record